Molecule: messenger RNA, 5818 nt
Organism: Rhineura floridana
Lineage: Eukaryota; Metazoa; Chordata; Lepidosauria; Squamata; Rhineuridae
Gene: CNNM1
Product: cyclin and CBS domain divalent metal cation transport mediator 1
Exons: 13
Coding region: 123-2969 (948 amino acids)
Biological process (GO): transport; magnesium ion homeostasis
Cellular component (GO): plasma membrane
Molecular function (GO): transmembrane transporter activity
Source: RefSeq, a predicted model, not a curated record
GGCUUGCAAGCCCGCCCCACGCACACGUGGCCCGGCGGCCGCUCCCACCACCAGCGCCGCUGCAGUAUCACGUGCGGCCGGCGCCUUCCCUUCGGAGCGCUGGGUUGAGCCGGGCGCCUGGGAUGCUGAGGAUGGUUGCGCAGGCGGCGGGUUUGGGCCCUGGGCUGGAGCGCAGGAGCGCUUGCUGCUGGGGCCGGAGCAGGGGCGCGGUCCUCCUGCUCUUCUUCUCGCUGUCGCCGCGGCCCCUUGGAGGAGCGGCGUGGCUGCUGGGGCUGCGGCCGGAGAAUACGGCGCCGGGGCGCGUGUGGCUCGAAGGCGGAGCGGUGCGGGCGGUCGAGGGCUCCCGCUUCUUGCUACGUCUCUAUUUCCAACCACCGGCAGAAGGCAACGCUAGCAACAGCAGCAACAGCGGGGGGCAGCAGAGCGAGCGCCGGCUGGUCUUCGUCGAGCAACCCGCCAAGGCGGAACGCUGCCCAGAACGCAGCGCCUGGGCCUCGGAUGUGGAGGUGCUGGGCCCACUGCUGCCCGGGGGCUCGGCCGGUUCGGCGUUGGCCGAGGUGAAGGUACGAGAGCCGCGCAAAGGCGAGCCAGGCGCCGGGCCUGAAGGGCGCCGCUUCUCGCUGUGCGCUUGGGAUGGGCGCGCCUGGCAACUGCACGGCGCGCGUGGGGGGUUCGUGCUGCAAGUGGAGGCGCCGGCCGCGGGCUUAUCCGCGGGGCUGGUCCCUCUGCCCGCCGAGGGUUGGCUGCGGGCCCUGGGGGCGCUAAUCCUGCUGGGUAUGUCGGCGCUCUUCAGUGGCCUCCGCUUGGCCGUGCUGUCGCUCGACCCGAUGGAGCUGCGCGUGCUGCGCAACAGCGGCUCGGCGGCGGAGCGGGAACAGGCGCGCAAGGUGGAGGCGGCGCGCGGCCGCGGCGGGAGCGGCACUUACCUCCUGUGCACGUUGCUGCUUGGCCAGGCCGGCGCCAACGCCGCGCUGGCAGGCUGGUUGUGCGCCUCACUGCAGGCCGUCCAUAGCCCGCUGCCGGAGGCAAGCCAAGGCGUGCCGUGGCUGCCUGUACUGCUCUGUACCGGGGUCGUCUUCCUGGGCGGGGAGAUCUUGCCCUACUCGGUGUGCUCCCGCCAUGGGCUCGCCAUCGCAGCACAUACACUGUUCCUUACCCGCCUGCUCAUGGCUGCCACCUUCCCGAUCUGCUACCCGCUCAGCCGCCUUCUGGAUUGGGCCCUGCACCAGGAGUUGAGUACCUUCUCCACCCGGGAGCGCCUGUUGGAGACCCUGCGGGCUGCUGACCCCCAUGGUGACCUGGUGAGCGAGGAGCUGGCCAUGGUGCAAGGUGCACUGGAGCUACGCACUAAGGUGGUCGAGGACAUCCUGACGCCACUGAGUGACUGCUUUAUGUUGCGCUCUGAUGCCAUUCUGGAUUUUACCACCAUCUCUGAGAUCCUGCGCUCAGGCUAUACGCGCAUUCCAGUCUACGAAGGUGAGCGGCGUGACAACAUUGUCGACCUGCUGUUCGUCAAGGACUUGGCCUUCGUGGAUCCUGAUGACUGCACCCCGCUGCAGACGGUCACCCGCUUCUACCGCCGCCUGCUGCACUGUGUCUUCCAUGACACCCGCUUAGAUGCGCUGCUCAAGGAGUUCAAGAAGGGUAAAUCCCACCUGGCCAUUGUGCAACGGGUGAAUAAUGAAGGGGAAGGGGACCCCUUCUAUGAGGUGAUGGGGAUUGUCACUCUUGAGGACGUGAUUGAAGAGAUAAUCAAAUCAGAGAUUCUGGAUGAGACAGACCUCUACACUGACAAUCAGAAGAAGGAACGGGUGCCCCAUCGGGGUCGGAAACCUCAUGACUUCUCCAUUUUCCAGCUUUCGGACAGUGAGAUGAAGGUGAAGAUCUCCCCGCAGCUGCUACUGGCGACACAUCGCUUCAUGGCUACAGAGGUAGAGCCCUUCAAGGUGCCGUAUCUCUCUGAGAAGAUCCUGCUGAGGCUGCUCAAACACCCAAAUGUCAUCCAAGAGAUAAAAUUUGACCACAAGAACAAGCGAGCCCCUGAACACGACCUCUUUCAACGUAACCGGCCAGUUGACUACUUUGUGCUCAUCCUGCAGGGUAAAGUGGAGGUGGAAGUGGGGAAAGAAGGUCUGCGCUUUGAGAACGGAGCCUUCACAUACUAUGGUGUUCCAGCCAUCAUGGCUGUUGUCUGCUCAGAUAACGACGUGCGCAAAAUGAGCAGCCUGGCCGGGUCAUCUUUCCUGUUGCCCGUGUCUGUGUCCCGUACCUUCGCCUUUAGCAGAGGGGAAUCUCUCGCUGGCUCCCCAGUGAACCAGUCACCGUCCCGUUGCAGUGGAUUAAACCGCUCAGAGUCUCCCAUCCGAGAGCGCAAUGACUAUGGAGGCAGCAGUAGCCAACUCCACAGCAGCAGCAACAACAUCUACACGCCAGAUUACUCUGUGCACAUCCUCUGUGAUGUGCAGUUUGUCAAGAUCACUCGGCAGCAGUACCAGAAUGCUCUGGCUGCCAGCCACAUGGAUAGUUCACCCCAGACUCCUGACAUGGAGGUCUUCAAUGAUGGGGAUUCCACAAAGGCUCCCACAGUCAGGGGCACUCCACAGACACCCAAGGAUGAUCCUGCCAUCCUCCUUAACAAGAGUAGUGGCAUUGUGGUUAGCCAGUCAGAUGGGCGUCUGAAGAGCCCCACAGACUCCGUGUUCCUGCACAUGGAAGGAAUCCCCCACAUCCAGGAGGAGCUGGCAGGCAGGAUAGAGACCAACACACAGCAGAAAAACGAGGGUGGCCUUUUCAGGCUGGAACCUGAGACAUACAGCAGAGAACUGGAGAUCAACAUAUCCCCAAGUGGCCCUGAGGAGCCCCUGGGCAAGAAGUUACUUCGGACCCUUAGUGGGAGAAGGAGGGAACCGUCGGCAGACAGUGAGAAGAGCACAGAUGAUAAUCCCAACUUCACGCCUCUCAUCACCUGAGUGGCGACAUGGCCUUGCCUCUCGCACAGGUCUGCAGCAUGAAAGCCGACUGUGACAAGAUUCGUGUGUGCGUGAUGGCACCUGCUUCUCUGUCUCACAUUAAUUGCUAUUCCCUAUCUCCAAGGGCUUGUGAUUCAGGCAGCAGCCCUUUGAGCUUGAGAGGGGGUGCCAGCACUUGGAGAGAGCCAAGCACAUAAGUCUUGGUGAAAGGUGGGAACGUGAAGAUGAGAGCAAAGGCAGGGGGUGUGUGGCUCCCUGUGGGUAGCUUAACAGGGCAGUGUCCUUACCAUCUCAAAAUUACUUACAUGAGGUAAUGCCCAGAGGAAGGGAGGCACAUGCCCCCUUCCUGCUGGAAGGAUCUACCCUUACUUCUGCAUGGUCCAGCACAGUGGAGCCCAGUGCAUGUUUGUGCAGUAACAGCAUUGCACCGUCCACUCCCUCUGUAUUCAUGUGCAUCUGAUCAUGAUCCAAUUUGUUCCAGACUCAUUGCCAUUUGUGACCAGCACCAACUGGCUUUGUGCUGGCAGUCUGAAGCACAGAGCAGUGCACUGAUCACCUUUCACGUGUGCACGCUGAGUAACACAAACACAGUCAUGUGACCCUAACAAAACCUUGUGCUCCAGGUCCAUCUGAAACAAAGAGGAUGUUUUGACAUCAAGUAUCUGGCAGGGAUAAAUAAAAUGUCCUUGUUUUACAUUAAAUCAAGUCCUUUCAUAGCUUUUGAGCAUGUAUUUGAGGGACAGAGAAAGAGGGGGGAAAGUACAUUAAAGGUUUUGGGAGGGGUUGCCAAAGACCUUGGUCUUUCCAUUCCUGAUGUUUGGUGGUCAAGUGGGAGAUUGAGUGCAUCUCUUUUUGAACAUGCAGUAGAAGUGCUUUUCAAGCAGAUUUUGCAAUUUUUUUUACUGCUGAAGAAUUCAGAAAUGGCACCAGCUUGGAAUGCAAUUUACUUUUUUUCUGUGUCCAGGCAUCUGGGGCUAUAACGUUUGAGUUUCUGAGUGAGAAGUGGGUUUUGCACGCUAAGUCUCAGGCAACAGCAUGGAAACCAUGCCUGUGCUGCCUUCCCCUUCUUUAUCAUAAGCCCAAGGGAUCCAUUGUCUUCCUCAUCCAUCUCCUUUUAAAUUUCUGCUCCUAAGCGUACUAGAAGACAGUUUACCUUGAGUCUUGUUUGAAACUACAUUAAAGUUGGGCCUCUAGGUAAAAAAAUAAAAAAAUUAAGCAACUUCAUUCUAAUACCUCCCUGCCAGGUAGCCCUUUGGCUAUCCGGCUGCAGCAGAGAUAGGAAACCUCAGGCCUAGGAGCCAAAUGCAGCCCUCCAGGCCCCCCUCUCCGGCCCUUGAGACUCUUCCCCAGCCACAUCCCUUAUUGUCCCUGCUUCGCAACCUCCUUGAGUAUUUUUCCCUGGCUGGAAUGUGUUCUUCAACUCUGAUAAUGCCUCUGGCACGCCUGGAAAAGGGGGGGGAUAGAAACUAGCUGAUUGUGCAAAGGUAAAAGUCACAUGAGCUGCUCUGCCUACUUUUGCCUCUGGCCUUGUCCAACACUGGCAUGUGCUGCUUCUCUCUCUCCCCUGCUCCACCACCCCCAGGCAAAGGUUGCUCGGAAUGUGAUCCUUGGGCGGAAAAGGUUCCUCACCCUGCACUGCAGAAUAAUUAUCAUGCUGCAUUGUUUCAAAUUGGAUUUUGGAGGGAUAUUAAGGCCUGUAAUGUAUAAAGGAGAGUGUAGGCCAGCAUUUUGAGGGGAAGAGUGUAGGAUGUUCCACUCUCCCUUACUCACUUGAAUGUAACCUUUACUGUAGGUAUUAUUUGAAUUCAGAUUAGGCCAGCUGUUAAAGACUUGUUCAGUCCUGGUAUAGAGUGGCACCAAAUAGGAAGAAGGGGAGAACAGCAUGAGUUUGGCUAGGGUUGCAGCCAUGUGAAGGAGAUAGAAAAGGAAGUUAGGCAAGGACAACUCUCAGAUCAUUAGAUUGUUUCCACUGGCAAAGGGCACCAAAAAGAUGUUCAAAUGGGUAGUGAUCAAAUUUAGGAGUUUGUGUAACAAUGAGCAAAGAUCAUAUGCUCUUCUAGAGCAGCAGAGAGCUGCGCAAAAAAAGGUGCAAACCUUACUUCAGCUCACAAUAGUUUUGCUGAAGCCAAAGGCAGGAGCUGUGCCUGCACCCUUCACAGAAUGCUCUAUGCCUCCGUCUGUAUGGCAGAAAUACUCGCUGAAGCUUCAGCUGCCUUAGACAAUGAUCUUUUGGGGUGUAAACCUUGAUCUGCAGCACCACCCUCAUGAUCAGUAACACCAACCUUGCUUUGCUCUUGACAGCUGAUUAAUAAAAGCUAUCCAGGUGUAGAAAAUCUAGCCUCAGGACUACUAGCGCAGCCUAAUACUGUAACCUGAUUCUCUGAGAGAUGGAAACCGAGCCUGAGAAAUAUCAUUUCAACUCUUUAACAAGAGGGCAAAAAUACUUCCAUUCCAUUGGGGUUUAAGCUACUAGGCUGAAGUAAUGGGUGGCUCCAACAGGGGCCCAGGAUUUUCUACACAACAAACAGCUUUGCUACUUUAUCCUCCCCAGUGCCAUGUUGGCCAAUAGACAGAUAUGACAUGAAGAGAUGUUUUAUUGGUUGUCCUGACAGAAAAGGUACAGAUAUUAAGAUUACAAUCUUUGCUUGUGUAAGGCUGGAAACCAGUGAAGUAGCACCAGCCUUGCUCCCUGAAAUAGCCCAUGCAGCCCCACUCUGCUGCUCAUACAGGAGACCAAUCAUUUUUGGUACUUAUCCCACAAUACCCGGCCCUGUUACUCCAGCAGGCAUGGGCCAAAGAGGGUUGGUUACAUAAAGUGCAAAUGGACAUACAGACAAGGCCAUGUGGAA